Messenger RNA from Penicillium manginii, 543 nucleotides. RefSeq names its product C40 family peptidase. Lineage: Eukaryota; Fungi; Ascomycota; Eurotiomycetes; Eurotiales; Aspergillaceae. The transcript has 3 exons. The coding region runs from base 1 to 543 and encodes 180 amino acids. The record is from RefSeq and is a predicted model, not a curated record.
AUGAACUUCUUCGUCGCUACUUUUCUAGUCACCUUGGUCACUAGCGCCGUUGCGGUGCCCCAUUCAAACAUCUCUUCCUCCGACGUUGGAAAGAAGAUCCUAUCUACAGCUAUGACAGCCAAGGGAACGCCCUAUGCUUGGGGUGGUGGUGCCUGCAGCGGGCCUACUGAUGAUCAGCCUCCUUAUGAUUACGGCGAUGUUGGCUAUGACUGCUCCGGUCUCGUAUGCUGGGCCGUCUGUAAGGUGACUGGCCGCGAUCUUUUCACCGAGGGGCUCCGAGUGACCUCUUCCAUGUAUUGUGCAUCUGAGAGUAAGCUGGAAUAUAAGAAAUAUCCCCUUUCUCAGCGUCGUGCCGGAGAUGCCAUUUUCUUUGGUGGUGAGUGUGAUUGCAAUGACCGCAGUAGUAUUCAUCACGUCGGACUUAUGAUGGAUUCUGGCGAUCGCAUGUGGAAUGCUCCCAAUGAUCGUGUCAAUCAGGUUCAAGAAAACAGUAUCAAGGGUUUUGGCGAGAAACCUUGCCCUUAUGUUAUUCGCUUUACAUAA